GCGCGUAGUGUGUCUAUCAGAGGAGGUGCUCCUCCUCCUCCCUGCAGCGAUCUCUCUCCUCUAUCUUUAGCUCUGUACCACAUGAACAGAACAGCGGCUUAUCAUCGACUGGCUCAGGCUGCCAAGCACACUACUUGAGUUGCUCCCGUUUUUAUUCGGGCCGGUUUGCCCCUCUCCAUCUUCUAGUCUAUCCUACCUAAACAAAUGAGAUAAUGACAGCCCUGAGCUUCCAUAAGCUGUCCUGGACUUGAGAAGCACAGAAGGAUGUUGUUUUUUAAGAGAUCCCGGGCCUCUGUCCUGCUGCCCGGGGUCCUGCUCUGCGUAAUCCUCGCGGGCGUCGGUGCGGGUAUGCCAGCUAAUAAGUGCCCCAACCACAUUGACUGUGCCAGGAUGGGGCGACACUUCUGCAAGCCUGGCUCCUCCCACUGUGGCCCCUGCCUCUUCCCAUUGGAGGAAGAUAAAAUGGGACACUGUGUUGCUCGUAGGAGACAUCAUCCACAACAGCACCUCUACGAAUCUUCUCCACCUGAAGUUGAUGAAGAAAUCGACUAUCUGUCCUCUGUCAUCGCCAAGCAACAAAUUUCAGAAGUCAAACAGUCAGGUUCUGAUUCACCGUCGUCUUCACAAUCCCGGUCACAGUCGAGGCCAAACGGUCUGUCUCCCAACUCGACUGUAGAGCCAACGACCAGCAGCCCAUCAACACCAACACACAAGACCCCUAAACCCCCCAAGCCACUCACAGACUCAUCCCAACGCCACGGGCCAAUCGUCAGCCCCCAUUCUUCCAAAGACAGCCUGCUAGUCUUGAUGAUCUCUUUAUGCAUUAUCGUGGGAACUAUGGCUCUCAUCCUCGCUGCUGUCUGCUGGGUCCGGUCACAGAGAGAAACUUAUCUGGCUCAGAAGGUGGAUUACCCUUCGUCUCAACCCACAGGCUCCAGUAAUAAUCACACCUCUUCUGGGGAUAAAUCUUUGGCUCACAGUGCCCAGAUGUAUCAUUACCAGCAUCAAAAACAGCAGAUGCUCUCAAUGGAGAAGCACAAAACGGAGCCUAAAGUUUCAGAGUCUGGAACAACAUCGGAUGAAGAAAAUGAAGAGGGCGAUUUCACUGUGUAUGAGUGUCCUGGACUGGCACCGACUGGGGAGAUGGAGGUGAAGAACCCACUUUUUGAUGACUCCACCUUAAACUCCCAGAGAAAUAACAAGUGACCUGGAUCCACACACACACAUCUGCAUACUUUUAUAAUACACAAUGCACCUAACACGCCUAAAGCAUUCCUCAAUAGGGUGAAACGACAUGGAAACAAAUGUUUGACUCCUUUUUUCCCGGAAUAUUUCAGCUAACACAUCUCGCUCAGGCCCAUCAGAACAAACUAAAGAGGAAACAUAAUUUAACACCUGAUGUAGAUAAAUAAUCAUUUAAAAUAAAACAUAACACAGCAGUAGCUGAGAGUUUUUCAUUUAGAGGCGCAAAUACAAAUGACUUUUCACACUGAAAACUCCACUGGAUUUUAAUGCACUUUCUUUAUACAACAUCUUAGUUUUGCAAACUUUUAUGUCACAUUCCUUUUCAAAUCAGUCCUCUCUAGAGUUGAAUCUAUAUAUAAAGCUAUUUUAUAUAAAGCUCCUUGAGCUUUAUGGUUUUUUUUUGUGAAUCAGUGUUUUUGGUUGACGCUGCCUCUUUAAAUGUGAUGUGGUGGGAUUAUUGUGUACAAAUUCACAGUGGUCUCGAUCGCAUUUUCUAGUGUUAUUUGUCUUACCCGAUCGAUAUAUAAUUUUCUGUAUUGUCAGCCUUUAGUUGUUAAAGAACGUAAUAUAUUAGACUUUCUGUUUCGAACUCCCAAUUUCUCACUUUAGUUCUGUCAUUUUCCUUAUUGUUUAUACAUCCUUCAAUGAAAUUUGAAAGAAUAUUUCUCCAUCACUUUUCUCUUAAUAUAUUUUCUGUCUAUCCCUAAGUAAUGGUCGAAAUCAUUUUAUAUAAAAGGUUGUGUCAGGGAAUGGAAAAGUACUACAGAGAUAUAAUGAAGUUCUUGUCCUCAAGUCACUUUAAUGUAAAUAAAUCAAAUAAAUCAACACAAACAGUAUAA
Triplophysa dalaica is the source of this 2084-nucleotide messenger RNA. RefSeq names its product neural proliferation, differentiation and control, 1a (gene npdc1a). The transcript is spliced from 9 exons. Gene Ontology annotation, cellular component: membrane. The record is from RefSeq and is a predicted model, not a curated record. The coding region runs from base 265 to 1206 and encodes 313 amino acids. Lineage: Eukaryota; Metazoa; Chordata; Actinopteri; Cypriniformes; Nemacheilidae.